Molecule: messenger RNA, 3304 nt
Organism: Prunus dulcis (almond)
Lineage: Eukaryota; Viridiplantae; Streptophyta; Magnoliopsida; Rosales; Rosaceae
Product: disease resistance protein RUN1-like
Exons: 5
Coding region: 1-3285 (1094 amino acids)
Biological process (GO): defense response; signal transduction
Molecular function (GO): ADP binding
Source: RefSeq, a predicted model, not a curated record
AUGGCUUGGCUGAGCAACCAAAGAGACUCUUCCUCUUCCUCUUCCUCUUCCUUGUCCUCUUCUUUUACCCCGAACCGGUGGAGUUACGAUGUGUUCUUGAGUUUUAGAGGCGAAGAUACACGUGACAACUUCACCGGCCAUUUGUACACUGCUUUGUGCCGAAGGGGUCUUAACACCUUCAUAGAUGAUGAGCUUAGAAGAGGAGAAGAAGUUGCACCAACACUUUUCAAAACAAUCCAAGAGUCGAUGACUUCCAUCGUUGUGUUCUCUGAAAACUAUGCAUCGUCCAAGUGGUGCUUGGACGAGCUGGUGUGCAUCCUUGAUUGUAAAGAAUCUAAAAACCAAAUUGUUUGGCCUAUUUUUCACAAAGUGGCUCCUUCGGACGUACGAAAUCAGAGAGGCAGUUUUGGUGAGGCGUUGAGUGGACAUGAAGCAAACUUCAGAAUGGAUCGUGUCGAAAAAUGGAAGGCAGCUCUUACUCAAGCAGCAAAUCUCUCGGGAUGGCAUUUCACGGAAGGGCAUGAAUCUAAUUUUAUCCACAACAUCGUUGAAGAGAUCUCACUUCGAACAUCAAACCGUACAUACUUGAAAGUUGCAAAGUAUCCAGUAGGUUUAGAAUCUCGCGUACUGGACAUGGAUAAGCUUCUGUGCGUUGGGAAAACUGAUGUUCGAAUGGUUGGGAUAUGGGGAAUCGGUGGAAUAGGCAAGACAACGAUCGCAAAAGCCGUUUAUGGAUCUAUUGCCCAUAAAUUCGAAGGCCAAUGUUUUUUGGCAAAUGUGAGAGAAAUGUCAUCGAUGCCAAAUGGCUUGGUCCAAUUGCAAAACAAUCUUCUUUCUGAGAUUUUGGGGGGUAGUACAAAAUUCAUGGUGACUAGUUGUCAUCAAGGAGCUAAUGUGAUAGAGAAGAGACUUCACAACAAGAGGGUUCUUUUGGUUCUUGAUGACGUGGAUCAUCGAGACCAAUUGGAUAACUUAGCAGGAGGACCUGAUUGGUUUGGUCCAGGUAGCAGAAUUAUCGUAACAACAAGAGACAAACACUUGUUAACUGCUCAUGGAGUUACUUCAACAUACAAGGCCAAGGAACUAGAUUUUCAUGAGUCUUCUGAGCUUUUCAGUUGGAAUUCCUUUAAGAGAGACAACCCUCCAAAUGAUUACGUGAAGCUUGUUGGGCGUGCUGUAUGCUACACAAAAGGCCUUCCGUUAGCUUUGACGGUGUUAGGUUCUCAUCUUUGUGGCAGAAGCAUAGAAGAGUGGAAAGAUGCAUUAGACAGUUACGAAUUAAUUCCUAACAAAGAAAUCCAAGAAAUACUCAAGAUUAGUUUUAAUGGAUUAGAGCAUUUUCAGAAGGAGGUUUUCCUUGACAUUGCAUGUUUUUUCAAAGGAGAAAAGAAAGAUGAUAUCGUGGAUAUACUGAGAAGUUGUGACUUGUUCCCAGUAAUUAGCAUUCGAGUACUCAUAGAUAAGUCUCUCUUAGCUAUCAAUGAGCACAAUAUGUUAUCCAUGCAUGACUUACUUGAAGAUAUGGGCAAGGAAAUUGUCCGUGAAGAAUCGCCUAAUGAACCAGGUGAACGCAGUCGGUUGUGGUUUCACAAGGACGGAACGAGUAGAGUUCGAGGCAUAAUGAUAAACAUGCCUGAGAAGAAUGAGAUAUGCUUAAGUGCUGAAGCCUUUUCAAGGAUGAAAAAUCUCAGAUAUUUAAUAAAUCUGAAUGCAAGACUUAUUGGAAACAUUGAUCUGCCAAACGAGUUAAGAUUGCUAAAUUGGUACAAAUAUCCUUUACAAUCCCUACCGUCCAAUUUUCAACCAGAGAAACUCGUUGCCUUAAAGAUGCCUUCAAGCAACAUAUCGCGGUUCGGGAAGGGCUCCACGAAACUGGGAACAUUGAAAUCUAUGGACUUCUCUGGGUGUGAAAUGCUAGAAGAAAUACCCGACUUCACAGGAUUCCCAAACUUGGAGAAAUUGUUUCUUAGAGAAUGUAGCGGUUUAGUUGGGAUUCAUGAGUCUGUUGGAUAUCUUGAAAAGCUUGUGACUCUGACUCUGCAAAACUGCUCAAACCUUACAAGGUUUCCAACAAAACUUCGCUUGAAAUCACUCAAACUGCUUAACAUGAAAGGUUGCAGAAUGCUGGAGAGUUUCCCAGAAAUUGAAGCCGGGACAAUGGUCUUAGAGAACAUUAAUUUAGAGUGCUGUGAAAACCUCAGAAAUCUUCCAAGAAGCAUUUAUGAGUUGAAACAUCUUCAGGAACUUGAGGUUAGAGGCUGCCCCAAACUUAUAUCCUUUCCCAUGAAGGAGAACUCUGAAAACCCAUCAAGAGUUUCUCAUGAGAGUCAUAGCUCAUUGGUGUUUCCAAAGCUAAGGUUUCUUCGAGUUGGAGACUGCAACUUAUCAGAGUGUGAUUUCCUUAUGCCAUUCAAUUGUGUGUCCACAUUGACUUUUCUAGAUUUAUCUGGAAGCAGUUUUGUUUGCCUUCCUAAAGGGAUCAACAUGUUUGUUAGCUUGGAGUGGCUUAUAUUGCGUGAUUGCAAGAAGCUUCAAGAAAUUCCUCAGCUUUCUCCAUGCAUAAAAGGAAUAAACACAGGUGGCUGCAAAUCUUUGGAAAGAUUUUCAAAACUUUCGAACAUUUUGGAACACAACUCACAGGGUUCUCUUCAGUAUAGCGACUUGUCUAACUGCCACAAACUACUCAAGAGUCUUGACUUUGAUGUGGAAAAGAUGGCAUCCAUGUUACUUAGCCAUUCUCAAACUCACCAGCAGCACGUACCUUCGAAAGGCGAGUGCUAUGAGUUCAGCAUUAUACUUCCCGGAAACGACAUUCCAAAGUGGUUCGGCCACCGGAAACAGCCAGUUGAUCCUAAUUAUUAUGACUUCAACAUUAAAUUUCCCCCAAAUUUCACUGGGAAGAACACAAGAUUGGCUUUUUCCGCUGCUUUCGGAACCAUAGAUUACACUCUCCCUUACGAUUAUGACGAUUAUGAGAGAUAUGGAUUUCAUGUCAGAGUCUUCAUCAAUGGUGAUGAAAUAUUUUCAUUUCAUGAACACAUUAUAUCUCCAGGGUCAGAUCAUGUGUGGCUGCAAUAUAUUUCAUUAUCUAAUAUGAGGCACUGGAAGCGUUACUGGAAUGAAGAGGAUAUCAUGUACAAGUGUGAAGUUAGAUUUCUUCCCUCCGAACCAAUAUCAUUGAAAGCAUGUGGUGUCCAACUAGUAUACCUCGGCCAUGGUGAUGAUGUUGAGAACUUGGGCGUCACAAUUGAGGAGAUUAUUGAUAAGAAUGAUAAUCCUAUCUAAUUUGAAAAAGACAAGAACA